CACAACCCUAUCAAGAUGGCGGCUGCUGCUGUCAAUGUGUUGCGCCGCGUAUGAGCCGUGAGCCGUGUUAUCUUGACUUUUCCCGUUGCUCAAAUUGGUCGCGUCGCCGUCUUUCAUAAGUUUGCUUUUUUUGCACUUUACAGUCGUAUCGCGUUCGCUCUGCGAAUCCGUACGGCUCAGUAAAUUCUGUGAACUCUAAGCGAGCUCAUCGUUCAUACAAUUCGCACGUCAGCGUUUGGAUCAGAAGUAAGCGGUUAGCCAGGAGCAAAGAAGAAAUUGCGGUUUUGAUUUGGCAUUAAUUUGGACGGAAAAUCGCGUAGCGGAGCUUUGUGUGCGUGGUGCGCCGUCCCCCUGACAGUAUACAGACACGGAUUCCGAUCAGGCGAGCGCCCGGUUUGCGUGUGUGCCGCGCGGCGGUAGCUGUGAAGAAAAAUCAGGAGCUCCCGAGACCGCUGCUGUGUUUAUUUUUAUUUUUUAGCCUAUUCCGAGUGAGUUAAUAGUCGGCUACUGACUAAAAAUAAUGCGGUAGUGUCGCACGUUGGUGGUGCGGGCAAAGCAUUUGAGCAGGCAAGGCAGUCGCUUGGCUAGGGUGAGAAUUGGCCAACGAGCAUUUCGCCAAAAUUCGCCGUCUCAGCCAGCGGGAGAUUUUACCGAGCGGCUUCGUCGGGGUUCUUUGCAUUUUUAAUUGUGUGCUGUCAGCGGCUAAUCGUUGGCGAACUCAGUACAGUGAAGGGCUCUCGCGGUUUUUCGGAUUUUUGUGACCGUGCAAAUUUUCGUUUGUUUGAUUUGAAGCGGACGUGAAAUUUCUGAAGUGACAGCGGCGCGCGUACAUACAACCGCAGAGGACGCACGUACGCACGCGGUGCGUACACAGUUGGAGAGUGAAGUUGAUCAGUGUGCGGGAGUGCGAGUGGGCGCGUGGGAUUUGGACAGGUGUUGGUCGGAAGGAGACGACGCGAGCGAGAUUCCACGGGUGCAUGUGUGCGUUGUACGAUGCCAAUGUUGUCACAAUUUCAAAUGAACUUUCGUGCAUUUCUGGUUCUCGCCUCGAAAGUAUGGACCUGCAUCUGUUACAUGUUCAACCGGCAGAUAAGGGCGUUUGUACAGUACCAACCAGUCAAAUAUGAGCUGCUACCCUUAUCACCGGUCUCGAGGCAUCGAUUAACGCUUGUGCAAAGGAAAACAUUGGUUUUGGAUUUGGACGAAACGCUUAUACAUUCACAUCAUGACGCGAUGCCCAGGAACACAGUCAAACCUGGAACCCCAUAUGAUUUCACAGUCAAGGUGACAAUCGACAGGCAUCCCGUUCGAUUUUUUGUUCACAAACGUCCACACGUCGAUUUUUUCCUUGAUGUCGUGUCACAAUGGUACGAUUUGGUAAUAUUUACUGCUAGUAUGGAAAUUUAUGGUGCUGCGGUUGCAGAUAAAUUAGACAACGGCAGAAAUAUUCUGCGUAGAAGGUAUUAUAGACAGCACUGCACUCCAGAUUUUGGUUCGUAUACCAAAGACCUAUCAGCUAUUUGCAGUGACCUAAAUAGGAUAUUUAUCAUAGAUAAUUCACCAGGAGCAUAUCGAUGUUACCCGCAAAAUGCGAUACCAAUUAAAAGCUGGUUCUCGGACCCCAUGGAUAUUGCAUUGCUUUCACUUUUACCAUUACUAGAUGCUCUCAGGUUUACCAAUGAUGUGCGAUCAGUGUUAUCCCGAAAUUUACAUUUACAUCGCCUGUGGUAGCAGAUUUUCAACUGUACAAUUGGUGCUGUGACACUUAAACGAAUUUCGUUUUUAUUUUCGUGCUUAUUUUAAGAUCGUGUAAAUUAUAUAUCUAAUAUAUCAAUAUAUUAUUUAACUAUUUUCCCCAGUAUCAAGAUAGAUCAGUCAAAAUACGUUAUAAAAAGUCCAGUUGAUUAUAUUACGCAGAAAAUAUUAUAACAAAAGAAAAAUCAAUAAAAAUGUCAAAAAAUAGAAAGUCAUAUUAGUCUGAAUGAGCGAGUAUUUGAAAAUUCACAAAGGAAAUGUUACUGCAGCAUCAGUCUCAUAAAUUGUCACGAUUAAUUUUAUAUUGGAAAGCGUUUUUGUGGUAAAUUCUAUUUAAGAAAAAUUCAAAGUAAAAAGUACAAAAAUGUCAGAAAUUAAAUGCCACAUUAACCAGAAAUGGUUGUGACAAACAGAAAAGAAAUGAAAUAAUCUGCACUUCUCGCUCAAAAGGGCCUUAAUACCCCAAAGACACAAACACGACAGACGUAGCAUUAAUAGGAUAAGGAGCAUAAAAAAUAGAGCAACAAUUUAUAAAUAUUGUUAUAUAUCAUUGAUGACUAUACUAAAUGAGGUUUAAGAGGAACGCUUCAUUGUAAAUAUUGAAAUGAUGUGUAGUGUAAAUUCUUUUUGUUAAUACGUAAUCGUAAAUUUACUAGCUUAGGUAAAAUUGUAAGCGUUAGGUACAAUCAUUGUAAAUGGUUGUUGUUUUUCACGUGAAAUUUUUUUUUUCUUAGAGUAUUUAGUAAAUGUCAUGACUAUAAAGCAAAUCGCAUACUAUCUGUAACAAAAUUAGAAAUAUGAUCAUUUGAAAUGUAAAAUAUAAUUAGGCUUACGGAUCGCGAAAAGAAAGGUAACCUUUUAAUUUCGUAAGUAUAUAUUCAAGUGGAAGGGUUGGCUUAACUGGCUGCGUACAUUCAUAUAUAUAUAUAUCAAUCCGAGAUCCCUCUUAUUAGGUAUGUACAAAUCACAUCAACCAAUCGAACAGCAAUUGAAACAAUUGUUUUCAAUAGUUCUUCAUUACACCAGUACAAACGGAUUUGUUUAAUUCCUUCCCAUUCGUUAGAAUAUGAAUCUUUUUUACUUCGGUUACUUUACAAUUUGUUUAGUAAUCGUGAAGGAGAAGUCAGUCAACAGUUCUGAACCUAAAGUGAAAAUGAUUUCAUAUUGAGCACUCAAAAUUUCAAAAGGAGCAAGAAUUUGUAACAAAUCAUUUUGGAAACCAAAGGUUGUUUUCAUAGUAUAUUCGUAAUUGGGUAUAUAGUGAAAUACGGAUUAAACAUAUUAUAUUAUAACAUACGUUCCUGUGAGGAUGUUUUCCUGGGGCUCAUUAAAGGUAUUUAAUAUAAAUAGCAACCCUGGGAGUAUAGUUUCUUUUGUUAACGUCUGGAACUCUUGUUCCAUGUGCGUAGAAUACAUAAACAUAAGUUCAAAUCGUUGGCAUCGAAUAUAAUUCUUUAGUCAAAAUUUGAAACCUUCAGGAGCAAUAAGUUGCUGGAACUUUACUUUUACUCCCAUACCAUUGUUCAAUAUUAUUAAUUUCGUUUAGUUACUUUUCUAGUAAAGAACGUAAUAUUUACGUUUGAUACAUGUGUAAAUGUUGACAAAUAAUGUAAUUUAAAAUGAAUUUGGAAAAUAUAAGCGAACAAGAAACGACAAACGUA
Messenger RNA from Hermetia illucens (black soldier fly), 3416 nucleotides. RefSeq names its product CTD nuclear envelope phosphatase 1 homolog (gene Dd). The coding region runs from base 994 to 1731 and encodes 245 amino acids. The record is from RefSeq and is a predicted model, not a curated record. NCBI's taxonomy places the organism in Eukaryota, Metazoa, Arthropoda, Insecta, Diptera, Stratiomyidae. The transcript has 5 exons. Gene Ontology annotation, molecular function: protein serine/threonine phosphatase activity.